Messenger RNA from Scleropages formosus (Asian bonytongue), 2590 nucleotides. RefSeq names its product UDP-N-acetyl-alpha-D-galactosamine:polypeptide N-acetylgalactosaminyltransferase 18b (gene galnt18b). The transcript is spliced from 11 exons. Gene Ontology annotation, cellular component: Golgi apparatus. Lineage: Eukaryota; Metazoa; Chordata; Actinopteri; Osteoglossiformes; Osteoglossidae. Gene Ontology annotation, molecular function: polypeptide N-acetylgalactosaminyltransferase activity. Bases 145 to 1968 code for a protein of 607 amino acids. The record is from RefSeq and is a predicted model, not a curated record. Gene Ontology annotation, biological process: protein O-linked glycosylation.
GCGGAGGCGCGCGGCAGAGCUCCGCAAAGUUACACUCCCGAUUGAAGAGCGAGCGGUGCUGCGCGCUGGCCGGCUGAUCGUGGCAUGCGUCGAGGCGAGCUCCGGAUCUCUGCUCUCUGAAGGUCUGCAUGGAGGGACGUCGGCAUGGCGUGCACCAGGAGAACCAAAACUGUGGUGUCGACGUGCGUGAUCCUGAGCGGCAUGACCAACAUCGCGUGCCUGCUCUACGUGGGCUGGGUCACUAACUACAUCGCGAGCGUGUACAUCCGCGUCCCCGAGGCCGCCCCCGACAAGAAGUUGGAGGAGGACAGCAAGGGGGAAACUUUGCGGAUUAUAGAGAGACUGGACCGACUGGAGAAUGUGGUGAACCAGCACAUACAAGAGACCCCGCAGAAGACGGACGCCAUCUCCGAGUCCUUCUCGGACUCUUCCCUGUUCAGCCGCUGGGGACAGGACCUGAGUCCAGAGAGCCGCCGGAUCGCCCUGAAGAAGUUCCAGUACUACGGCUACAACGGCUACCUGAGCGACCGCCUCUCGUUGGACCGAGCCAUCCCUGACCUGCGGCCAGACGGGUGCAGGAACAUUUCGUAUCCCACAAACCUCCCACAAGUUAGUAUUGUCUUCAUUUUCGUCAACGAGGCCCUGUCGGUUAUUCUCCGCUCCAUCCACUCUGCAAUGAGCAGGACGCCCCGCCAUCUGCUCAAAGAGAUCAUCCUGGUUGACGACAACAGCAGCAAUGAGGAGCUGAAGGAGAACCUGCAGGAAUUUGUGGAGGAGACCAAUUCCCAGCAGCCAGGUUUCAUCAAAGUGGUUCGUCAUGACAAGCAGGAGGGGUUGAUCCGAUCGCGAGUGAGCGGAUGGAGGGCUGCCUCUGCCCCUGUUGUGGCCCUCUUUGAUGCACACGUGGAGUUCAACACUGGAUGGGCCGAACCCAUUCUGCUGAGGAUUAAAGAGGAUCGAACCCGAAUCGUCUCUCCUUCAUUUGACAACAUCAAAUACGACACCUUCGAAAUAGAGGAGUACCCUCUAUCUGCCCAGGGCUUUGACUGGGAGCUGUGGUGUCGCUACUUGAACCCCCCCAAAUCCUGGUGGAACCUUGCAAACAACACAGCUCCAAUCAGGAGCCCAGCUCUGAUCGGCUGCUUCGUGGUGGACAGGCAGUACUUUGAGGAAAUCGGCCUCCUCGAUGAGGGACUGGAGGUCUACGGGGGCGAGAAUGUGGAGCUGGGUGUCAGGGUAUGGCAGUGCGGGGGCAGCGUUGAGGUCCUGCCCUGCGCCCGAAUCGCCCACAUUGAGCGAGCCCACAAGCCCUACACGGAGGACCUGACAGCCCAUGUACGCCGAAACGCCUUGCGGGUGGCCGAGGUGUGGAUGGACGAGUUCAAGAGUCACGUCUACAUGGCCUGGAACGUUCCGCAGGAGGACUCUGGGAUUGACAUCGGUGAUGUCUCCGAGAGGAAGGCUCUGAGGAAAAGGCUGCGGUGCAAAACGUUUCGAUGGUACUUGGUCAACAUCUACUCCGAGAUGAGAAUGUACACAGACACCAUCGCCUACGGAGUGCUGAAGAACUCCCUGAAGAGCGACCUAUGCCUGGACCAGGGGCCCGACACAGACAACGUCCCCAUCCUGUACAUCUGCCAUGGGAUGACCCCUCAGAACGUGUACUACACGACCACGCAGCAGUUACACGUGGGCGUCCUGAGCCCGACCAUCGAUGAUGAUGACAACAAGUGCCUGGUAGACGUCAACAGCAGGCCGCGGCUCAUUGAGUGCAGCUACGCCAAGGCCAAACGCAUGAAGCUAUACUGGCUCUUCACUCAGGGAGGUGCCAUCCAGAACCGGAAGUCAAAGCGAUGCCUUGAGCUUGUGGAAAGCGGUGACAACGAGUUUGGUUACCAGCUGGCACUCCAGAAGUGCUCUGGCCAAACGUGGACAAUCACCAACCUGCUGCCUGGCAGCUCCUUAUGAUGGAACCUGGACCUCAUAGAGCCAUUCUGAAUCCUGGCUUUUUUUCCCUCCUUUUUAAGCUUUUUUUUAGACAAUAGAUGAGAAGUGCGUGAAAUCAAAGACGACUCUUCGGGCACUGUGGUUUCCCUCUGUUUUUUCUGAUGACGUCCUACAGUCGUCGGGGAGCACUUUUUUUGAGGUUUUUGUGCGUGUGACUAAGCCACCGUGUUCAAUUUACACAUCGCAGCUCGAAAGAUUAGGUUUUCUUUCAGUAUAUUUUGUGCCCUCUUAUGUUGACUUGAAUGUUUUAAUGGACCCAAUACACUCAUGUAACUUUUUUGCUACUGUGUAGCAUGCAUCUGAAGUGUAUCCUACUGUAUUUAAUUUUCUAGUGUCUCAGGUUUGUAGGUUGAGAACAUAAGGAAAUCAAGCUGAACUGGAGUAUAGAUAUAUAUGUUGGAAUAUAACUGACUGAAGAUUUGAAACUAUUUUCUAAAUGUUAAUAUCAUGAAUAUUUAUAUCUCACAGUAAACGUACCGAUGGUAAAUACACAUGCGCGUGUGUUAUUUCUGCUAAUAAAGGUUAUGAACAGAGUCGGUGCAUGUAGACUUCAGGAGCAUUUUGAACAACCUUGUUCAUGGAG